AUGUCUUCUAUUUAUAAAGCAUUAGCUGGUAAGACCAGUGAUAAGAAAGAGAAAAAAGCCAAUGAAAAACAAUUUAUGAAUAAGCAACGUACACUACUUAUCUCUAGUAGAGGUGUUAAUUUCAGACAUCGUCAUUUGAUUCAAGAUUUAAACAGUUUAUUGCCACACUCUAGAAAGGAACCAAAAUUGGAUACUAAGAAAGAUUUAGGACAAUUAAAUGAAAUUGCAGAAUUAUAUAACUGUAAUAAUAUUUUAUUCUUUGAAGCUAGAAAGCAUCAAGAUUUGUACCUAUGGUUAUCUAAACCUCCUAAUGGUCCAACUAUUAAAUUUUAUGUUCAAAAUUUACAUACUAUGGAUGAAUUAAAUUUUACAGGUAAUUGUCUAAAGGGAUCUCGUCCAGUAUUAUCCUUCGAUCAUAGAUUUGAAACUUCUCCACAAUAUAAAUUAAUUAAAGAACUUUUAAUUCAAAAUUUUGGUGUGCCACCAAAUGCAAGAAAAUCUAAACCAUUUGUAGAUCAUGUUAUGUCCUUUAGUAUCGUCGAUGACAAAAUUUGGGUUAGAACUUAUGAAAUUUCAAAUGCCGCUAGAAAUAAAACUGAAUAUGAAGAAGAAGAGGAGGAAGAUCUAUCCUUGAUUGAAAUUGGUCCAAGAUUCGUUAUGACAACAAUUUUAAUCUUAGAAGGUUCUUUUGGUGGUCCAAAGAUUUAUGAAAAUAAACAAUAUGUUUCACCAAAUGUAGUUAGAGCACAACAGAAGCAACAAGCUGCUGAAGAAGCUAAAGCUAGAUCAGAAGCUGCUGUUGAAAGAAAGAUAAGAAGGAGAGAAAAUGUUUUAGCUGCCGACCCAUUAAGUAAUGAUGUUGUCUUCAAAUAA
Maudiozyma saulgeensis is the source of this 873-nucleotide messenger RNA. The record is from the annotation of a GenBank genome assembly. Lineage: Eukaryota; Fungi; Ascomycota; Saccharomycetes; Saccharomycetales; Saccharomycetaceae.